AUGGAUCAACCCUAUUUAGAGCAUCAGUUGGACCCCAAUGUGAAUAAUAAUAAUAGUAACACUAAUCCCAUAUCUCAGGAUAAUAAUCAAAAUUCGUACCAACAACCUCAAUAUUCUCAAUCACAACCACAAGUGCAACAACUGCAACAAAAUUCACAGCAACUGCAAUACCAUUCACCUAUACAACCACAAAUUUCUCAACAACCAGGAGUAUAUGUUAAUCCUACAGAUAAUAGAUUUCAACAAUAUCAACAAGUACAACCUCGUGGGUCGUCUCAACAACCUUUACAUCCACCACCAACAUACAUUCCAAUGCCAUCAUCAAAUUAUAUACCAAAUCAACCAUUUGGUCAGUAUACUUUACAUCAACAACCACGUCAAAUGUAUGAUUCUGCCUAUGGUGAUCCACAACCAAAUCCAUUAAGCUAUAAUAAUAACAAUAACAACAAUAAUAUUAAUAAUGGUGAUAGAAAUCUUGUUGCUCCUAUUCCACCGUUACAUGUUCAACAACAGUUGGUUUCAAAACAAGAUGGUUCGUAUAAUACUUCACCUACUUCAUUGAAACAAGAACCACCACAUCAACAUAGUAUUUCAUCUGCAUCUUCUGUAUCAUCGCAUUCACACCCCACUGCGGUUUUUAAUAAUGAGGAUCAACAAAUGGUUAGGUCGAAUUGUACUAGAUGUAAAAAAGAGUUUGAUCAACCAGUUAUAAUUCCCAAAGCUAAUGAUUCAUCUGGUGGUCAGAAAUUAUUAGCAGAACCUAAGAUUUUCAAAUUGUGUCAACAUUGUCGAGACUUGCAAAGACAAAGAUCUAGAAGAUGGCAAAAGAAAACAAAGGAUAAACAAGGUGUUUGUCGUAGAUGUGGAUCUGAAAUUCCAAUAGAAGAAAGAAAAUUUGUCUUGUGUCCCAGUUGUCGACAGAAUUUACGAACAAGAAAAGCUAAUCGUGCUGCUCAAGGUAAAUGUGUCCAUUGUUCAGGUCCUUUAGAUACUUCUAUAUUGGUCAAAGAUGAAAAUGGUAAUAUUGUUACUGAACCUAAUGCCAAUGGAGAUGCUGAGUCUGAAGAGAAGAAAAAUGGUCGAGGUACAAAUAAUUACAAAGUUUGUCAGAGAUGUCGUGAAAAUGAUAAAAUUAGAAGAACAAAUUUGGAAAAAAUGGGUAAUUGUAAUCGGUGUGCUAAGGCUUUAGAUCCAAGUGAUCAUGGUAGAAAUAAAGUUUGUCUUAGCUGUCGUACAAAGAAGAAGAAAUCAACUCCUACAAUGAAACCAACAUCACCUAUUCAAGGUCCUUAUGGUUCUAAUCCAAUGCAACAUCCACAUUCUCAAUUACAUCAAGGAUUACCACCACAUCAUAUGAUCCAACCAAUGAAUCAACCAACUGAUCAGAUUAAUAUGUUAAUCAAUAAUCAACAACACUCUACUACUGGUUUAGAUCAACAAUACACUCAACAACAACAGUAUGGUUCAGUUCCUUUACAUCAACCUCAUUAUGGUCAGCAAUAUGUUCCAUUGUCGUCACAAUAUCCAAAUCAAGCUCCACUUCAUGGUUUUCCUCAACAACAACAACAACAGCAACAACAGAUGAAUCAAUACCAAGGGUUGCAACAAUAUUCUCAGUCUCAAUUACUUCCUCCACCUCCUUCACAUCAACAACAAAAACAACCACCAACUUCCCAAUUACAAAACAAUAAUCAUCAAGAUUUUCAAAGUAACUUCUCAGGUGUUAAUUAG
Molecule: messenger RNA, 1731 nt
Organism: Candida tropicalis MYA-3404
Lineage: Eukaryota; Fungi; Ascomycota; Pichiomycetes; Serinales; Debaryomycetaceae
Gene: WOR3
Product: Wor3p
Exons: 1
Coding region: 1-1731 (576 amino acids)
Source: RefSeq, a predicted model, not a curated record